Archocentrus centrarchus (flier cichlid) is the source of this 3386-nucleotide messenger RNA. It is a transcript of the gene epc1a, whose product is annotated as enhancer of polycomb homolog 1 (Drosophila) a. Gene Ontology annotation, biological process: regulation of transcription by RNA polymerase II. NCBI's taxonomy places the organism in Eukaryota, Metazoa, Chordata, Actinopteri, Cichliformes, Cichlidae. The record is from RefSeq and is a predicted model, not a curated record. Gene Ontology annotation, cellular component: NuA4 histone acetyltransferase complex. The coding region runs from base 251 to 2716 and encodes 821 amino acids. The transcript has 14 exons.
UCCGCCAUGUUGGCCAUGGCGUAUUGAACCGGGGAGGAACAGCGGUGCCUAGGAGAGAAAGAGACCGACAGAGAGCGACCGAGAUCCGGGCCUGCCCGGCUCUGUUCGCGCUGCUACGGACCCAAGCCCGCCCUCAAUCGACCGGCUGACUCUCAGAGACCGUCACAGAUUCCUCCAUGAGAACUCGAGGCAGACCUGCUGUUAUUCCUAGCAGAUCGAAUAGAUUUAUGCUGCAUCUUUUAUUAUAAAAAUGAGUAAAUUGUCGUUUCGGGCACGGGCACUGGAUGCUAGUAAGCCCCUGCCCGUCUUCCGCUGCGAGGAUUUGCCGGACCUGCACGAAUAUGCCUCAAUCAACCGGGCAGUACCGCAGAUGCCGACUGGGAUGGAAAAAGAGGAGGAAUCGGAGCACCAUCUCCAGCGGGCCAUCUCGGCACAGCAGGUAUAUGGCGAGAAGCGGGACAACAUGGUUAUCCCCGUCCCCGAGGCAGAGUGCAACAUCACGCACUACGAGUCCCUCUACCCCGGGGAGUUCAAAAUGCCAAAGCAGCUUAUUCACAUACAGCCUUUUAGUUUGGAUACAGAGCAGCCAGACUAUGACCUAGAUUCAGAGGAUGAUACGUUUGUGAAUAAGCUGAAGAAGAAAAUGGAAAUCACCGCCCUGCAGUUUGAAGAAAUGAUAGACCGGCUGGAAAAAGGCAGUGGACAGCAGCUUGUCAGUCUACAGGAAGCCAAACUGUUACUGAAGGAGGACGACGAGCUGAUCAAGGAGGUCUUUGACUACUGGAGCCGAAAGAGGAAAACCUGCAAGGGUGGCUCCCUCAUCCCCAACGUCAAGCAGGAGAAGAGGGAUGGCUCGAGCACCAGCGACCCUUACGUGGCCUUUCGCCGACGGACGGAGAAGAUGCAGACUAGGAAGAAUCGAAAGAAUGAUGAGGCAUCUUAUGAGAAGAUGCUGAAGCUGCGCAGGGACCUGAGUCGAGCUGUCACCAUCUUGGAGAUGAUCAAAAGACGAGAGAAGAGUAAGAGGGAACUGUUGCACCUCACACUGGAAAUUGUGGAAAAGAGGAAUGCUUUGCCAGACUUUGGCAGUGAGGUGAUGGCAGAAGCACUGGCACAGCGGGCUCUGGUGAAGCCUGUUUACGCCAUCCCCAUCAUUCCCCUGUCCAGCAGUAACCAGUACAGACACCAGGACCACUUGGACAUGAAGGACUACAAGAAACCUGAGAAGACGGAGGGAGUUCGAACCAAAAGGAAAUAUGAAAAGAAACCCAAAAUCCUGCCUCUGUCAGCACCUCAACAUUCAGGGCCCUCUGUGUUCAAUCCCAAGGACCUUAACCAGUAUGAUUUCCCCAGCUCAGAUGAAGAACCAUUCUCACAGAUCCAUUCAGGUUCCUCUGAGGCAGAAGAAGAGAAUGACCCAGAUGGCUGCUAUGCGUUCAGGAGGAAGGCCGGCUGUCAGUACUACGCUUGUCGUCCAGACGAGAGUGGCAGCUGGCCCUGGGUGAGCCCGUCGGAGGGUGGGCUCGGCGACCCACGCUUCCGCUACUGUCUGACCUCGCUGAACAUCCCACGGCGCUGCAUAGGUUUGGCACGGCGCCGUGUGGGCAGAGGGGGCAGGAUCUUGUUGGACAGAGCGCACACAGAUGUAGACAACAUCUACCAGAGCAUGGACUCCGACCCAGAGCCCGAACCACUCGCUUCACCACUUCCAAGCUCUCCGCUCCACAACUCCAACGCCAGUACCUCAGAAACCAAUACCUCGGACCCAACCAGCUCCUCCCACCUUCCCUCAUCUCCAUCAUCCCUGUCGUCAUUAAAACCGAAGGACCUCAGCCAGAUUCUUUUGAACAUUAAAUCUUGCCGCUGGAGGCACUUCAGACCACGGACGCUAUCUCAUCACCCUUUGGGUGGAGGAGAUUUGUCACACAGAGGAUUUAGGGAUUUCAGUCGGACUGUGUCGGGACUAAACCGGACCCUGUCUGGAGGAGCCAGCACCCAGAACCGCACUGGGCCAGCCACCACUCCUGUCAAUGUGUUCACGGCUGAGCAGUACCAGCAGCACCAGGAGCAGCUGGCCCUCAUGCAGAAACAGCAGCUGGAGCAGAGUGAGCAGCAACAGCAACAAGCCAACAAUGUUACUACAACUACCAACACACAGGCGCUCGCGUCAAAGACAUUAGACCAGGCCAGCGCACAGUUUGCUGCUUCAGCCCUCGUCUCCACGGAUCAGCUGCUGGCUUUCAAGUCCAAAGAGGAGCUAGUGCUCGCGAGUGGAGUCAACGGGGUCUUAGCAGGUGCAGGUGUUUUCAAAGGUUUGCACCUGUCCAGCACCACUGCAGCCCAUCACCAGAGCAACCAGUCGACACACACUACCACCACCGCAGCCCCCACUUUCCUCCAGCCCUCCUCCAACUCGGCCGCCUCUUUGCCCGCCAACGCUGUCCCCACCUCCCUCAACUCAACCCCCGGUGCUCAUGCAGCAGCAGCACUGGGGCUCCUGGGAUGCAGCGCUGCCAGUGCCACCCCCACCACCACUCAGGUCCUUAUCGGGAACAACAUCUGUCUGAGCGUGCCGGCGGCCGCCAACCUGGCUGGACGCCACAUCCCCCGGACCCUCGGCAAUAUGCCACCCUCUGCCUUAAAGCUGUCCACCACCACCAACCUGCAGAUGCCCAAAGUAUCUGGAGCAACAUCUAUGGACAUGAGCUCCAGGUGAGGCUUUGCUCAACAUUUCUGAUGCAUAUCAGGGAAAAUCACGAUGAAGAGAAGCCAGCACUGAACAGUAUAGCAGACAACACAGUGGCCAUGGAGGUGACGUAGUAGCGGUGCAGUGAAGAGUCCGCUCUUUAGGUGCUGUGCAUCGUAGCAUCGGGAAUGCAAAAGGGACGGCAGGACUCGGACUCGCAGACGGGAUGUGUGGCAGCGGCCGCUCGCUUGCAAUUCUCAUCUCUCAUGCUUUUUAAAACCGUUAUUUUUCUUUUUUCCCCUUUGUUUUUUUUUUUUGUUGUUGUUUUUGUUUUUUUGUUACUGUUAAAAGUAAAAUAUUGACACCUGUAAAUUAUGAAUAUGGCAAAGUUAGUAUCUGUACAGUAACUACAUAUUUGUAAUAUCCUCCCCACCACCCAGUGUGUAUAUAUUACUUGAAUACAGAACUGUCCAUUUGUGAUGUUUUGCACUUGGGAGUCAAAGGAAAAAAAAAAAAAGUGAGCCAAGUAACUUGUGGCGUGUGAGAGAGAUGUGUGAGGUGUAUAGAGAAGAGUUUUAUUACAUCAUGUGCAUGGUGCAGAGCCUGCUGUUUUAUCUAUUUAUUGUGCUGUGUUUACAGUUUCUUUGUUUUGUUUUUUUGUUUAUAUUUUUGUUUGUUUUUUGGUUUGGUUUAUUUUUUU